Molecule: messenger RNA, 2710 nt
Organism: Equus caballus (horse)
Lineage: Eukaryota; Metazoa; Chordata; Mammalia; Perissodactyla; Equidae
Gene: SWAP70
Product: switching B cell complex subunit SWAP70
Cellular component (GO): cytoplasm; nucleus
Source: RefSeq, a predicted model, not a curated record
GCGGAGGGGCGUCAGACGCGCCGAGGGGCCGGCAGGGCAGGCGGGGCAGCAGGGCCGCGGUCAUGGGGGGCUUGAAGGACCAGCUGCUCAAGGCCAUCUGGCACGCCUUCACCGCGCUCGACCUCGACCACAGCGGCAAGGUCUCCAAGUCCCAGCUCAAGGUCCUUUCCCAUAAUCUGUGCACAGUGCUGAAGGUUCCACAUGACCCCGUUGCCCUUGAAGAGCACUUCAGGGAUGACGAUGAGGGGCCCGUCUCCAACCAGGGCUACAUGCCGUAUUUAAACAAGUUCAUUUUGGAGAAGGUCCAAGACAACUUUGACAAGAUUGAAUUCAACAGGAUGUGUUGGACCCUCUGUGUCAAAAAAAACCUCACAAAGAGUCCCCUGCUCAUUACAGAAGAAGAUGCCUUUAAAGUAUGGGUUAUUUUCAACUUUUUAUCUGAGGACAAGUAUCCGUUAAUUAUUGUGCCAGAAGAGAUUGAAUACCUGCUUAAGAAACUUACAGAAGCUAUGGGAGGAGGUUGGCAGCAAGAACAAUUUGAACAUUAUAAAGUCAACUUUGAUGACAGUAAAGAUGGCCUUUCCGCCUGGGAACUGAUUGAGCUUAUUGGAAAUGGCCAAUUUAGCAAAGGCAUGGAUCGGCAGACGGUGUCUAUGGCAAUUAAUGAAGUCUUUAACGAGCUCAUAUUAGAUGUGUUGAAACAGGGUUACAUGAUGAAAAAAGGCCAUAAACGGAAAAACUGGACUGAACGCUGGUUUGUACUAAAACCGAACAUAAUUUCUUAUUAUGUGGGCGAGGAUCUGAAAGAUAAGAAAGGAGACAUUUUCUUAGAUGAAAACUGCUGUGUGGAGUCCCUGCCUGACAAAGAUGGAAAGAAAUGCCUUUUUCUCGUAAAAUGUUUUGAUAAGACCUUUGAAAUCAGUGCUUCAGAUAAGAAGAAGAAACAGGAGUGGAUUCAGGCCAUUCAUUCUACUAUCCAUCUGUUGAAGUUGGGCAGCCCCCCACCACACAAAGAAGCCCGCCAGCGUCGGAAAGAACUCCGGAAGAAGCUGCUGGCUGAGCAGGAGGAGCUGGAGCGACAGAUGAAGGAGCUCCAGGCUGCCAACGAAAACAAGCAGCAGGAGCUGGAGGCCGUGAGGAAGAAACUGGAAGAAGCAGCAUCUCGGGCAGCAGAAGAAGAAAAGAAACGCCUUCAGACUCAAGUGGAAUUACAGGCCAGGUUCAACACCGAGCUGGAGCGAGAGAAGCUUAUCAGACAGCAGAUGGAAGAACAGGUUGCCCAAAAGUCCUCGGAACUGGAACAGUAUUUGCAGCGAGUACGGGAGCUGGAAGACAUGUACCUAAAGCUGCAGGAGGCCCUCGAGGACGAGAGACAGGCCCGGCAAGAUGAAGAGACCGUGCGGAAACUUCAGGCCAGGUUGCUGGAGGAGGAGUCUUCCAAGAGGGCUGAGCUGGAGAAGUGGCACCUGGAGCAGCAGCAGGCCAUCCAGACGACCGAGGCAGAGAAGCAGGCGCUGGAGGACCAGCGCGCGAUGAAAGAGCAGGCCCUCCAGGAGGCCAUGGAGCAGCUGCGGCGGCUUGAGCUCGAGCGCAAGCAGGCACUCGAGCAGUACGAGGGAGUUAAAAAGAAGCUGGAGAUGGCAACUAAUAAGACCAAAAGCUGGAAGGACAAAGUGGCCCAGCAUGAAGGAUUAAUUCGAUUGAUAGAACCAGGUUCCAAAAAACCUCACCUGAUCACUAACUGGGGCCCCGCGGCUUUCACCCAGGCCGAACUAGAAGAGAGAGAGAAGAGCUGGAAGGGGAAGAAGACCACGGAGUGAGCGGGCGCCGGCACAGAGGCCGCGCCGGUGCUGUCGGCCCAAGUGUGGCGGGAAGGCUUUCUUUCUGCCCCAGACGGAAGGACCUGGCUCAGCUGCUUCUCCUCUUCUGCCUUCCGCCCUCCUAGCGCGUCAGUACCUAAGGAGGCCUUCUUGCUGAUCUUCUGCAAAUGAGGGCUGACCCGAAAAGGAAAAAAAGGCAACAUUGUCAAGCUCUUUACUCUUUCUUUGAAAACUCAGCUUUUGAAAAUUCCCUUUAGCUCUCUCAGACUCUCGUGGGAAGGAGGCAGCGCACAGCGCAGCGGCCCGGGGUCUGCACAGUUGGGGGGUGCACGCAGGAUCCCCGCUCAUCAGAACCGCUGUGCAUGGGCCCGUCCUUUCCUUGGCAGCACGGUUCCUUCUCCGAGUACAUGUUUCUAAACUAGAUUGGCCUGUCGGUGUGCCAGCGCAUGCCAACUGACGCAGGAGGCCUCUGACCCCUGCUGCUCCGAUGGAGAAGGCGCUGGCUGCGUGGGGACGUGGCCUCGACUGAGCUGUUGUAGUCCGCGUGGGCAGUGUGCAGGAGGCUUCUGUUUAAUUCACGCUCGCACUGACUUCUACCCUGGCCCCAGCGCUGUCUGGGAGGCAGAAAUCCCUUUAACAAUGCUUUGGCUAAGAUAGAGCCUUGUGAAUCAAAGGCAGCCCAGAGAUGAACUCAGUCAGCCCCGUUUGGAAUGACAUUUUGACGUUAACUGAAUUCCUUCUAAUAUUUAAAAUGGUUUCAGCUGUCAAAGUGUGGCAGGCCCCGUGGUUUUCCUUUUGUAGUUACUGUACAGAAGAUUUCAGAGUGUGAAUGUUUGUCAUAAUCAGGCCUUUUCCUUAAUAAAUAGGGAUAUGAUCAUUUAUAGGAAUUA